AUGGAGGAUAAUAAUUGGGAUUUAAGUGAUGUGGUAAGAAGUUGUAAUAGUAAUGAACCUAACAAUGUUACAGCUCCUAACUUUGGCUUGGUGUCUUUUGAAAAUGAUGAUUGGAACACUUUUGAUGAAUUUUUUUCUACUGACAUGCCUAAUUUUAAUGACUUAUCUGAGAUUUUCUCUAUAGAUUUUUCAGUUGCUCACCAAGAAAAAAUAGAUAAUCAGGAUGAAGUUUAUCCUAAUUUAAGUAUGCCCAGGAAGACUCCUCUGAUCGAAACUUGUAAAAGAAAAAUUCAGUCAAUAAGAGUUAUCUAUGAAGUGUUGCAAGAGGAAUUCACAAAUGAUAAAUGGGCAUGGAGUAAGUGUGGUCAGAAGUCAAUCAAAGGUUCUCCAUUUCCGAGAAAAAAUCAGUCACAAAGAGUUAUCUAUGAAGUGUUGCAAGAGGAAUUCACAAAUGAUAAAUGGGCAUGGCGUAAGUGUGGUCCGAAGUCAAUCAAAGGUUCUCCAUUUUCGAGGAACUACUUUAAGUGUAGUACAUCAAGAUUCUGCGAAGCAAAGAAAAUAAUUGCGAAAAGCCCAAAGAAUGAGAACUAUUUAUUGGUGUCCUAUUCUGGUGAACACAACCAUGAUCCUCUUACAUAUCGUAGAUCUCUUGCUUUAUAUAGCAAUAGUUCCAAAAACAAAUUUCCAAAAGGCAUAAAUAUUGUGCCCAAAGCAUUAAACUUAAAUGCAUCAUCGUCCUCAUCCCAGCGUGCUAAGCGUUUAAAAGUUGAUGCCUCUUCAAUUAUUCGAACUAUAGCUACACUUGAAAUUGAGAGAAAUAAUAAAACGGUUGAUGUUGUCACGGAGAACAAAGACGAUGGUGAAGAGGAGGAGAACGCGUAUGAAAAAAUUUUCAUGGGGUUUGAAGAAUUUCAAGAAGUUACUGCUUCCAUCUUAUGGGAAUGA
Molecule: messenger RNA, 945 nt
Organism: Solanum tuberosum (potato)
Lineage: Eukaryota; Viridiplantae; Streptophyta; Magnoliopsida; Solanales; Solanaceae
Product: WRKY transcription factor 22-like
Exons: 5
Coding region: 1-945 (314 amino acids)
Biological process (GO): regulation of DNA-templated transcription
Cellular component (GO): nucleus
Molecular function (GO): transcription cis-regulatory region binding; DNA-binding transcription factor activity
Source: RefSeq, a predicted model, not a curated record